Lymnaea stagnalis (great pond snail) is the source of this 312-nucleotide messenger RNA. NCBI's taxonomy places the organism in Eukaryota, Metazoa, Mollusca, Gastropoda, Lymnaeidae. The record is from the annotation of a GenBank genome assembly.
CCACCAGCCCCAAGAUUGGCGCCACAUAAGAUGACGCUGCGCAAACACAAACCGAACCGGAAGCCCCGGACGCCGUUCACCACGUCCCAACUGCUCGCGCUGGAGCGGAAGUUCCGGGAGAAGCAGUACCUGAGCAUCGCCGAGAGGGCCGAGUUCUCGGCGUCCCUGACGCUGACCGAGACCCAGGUGAAGAUAUGGUUCCAGAACAGGAGGGCCAAGGCCAAACGGCUGCAGGAGGCGGAGCUCGAGAAACUGAGAAUGGCCGCCAAGCCGAUGAUGCCCCCUCUCCUCGGGAUGGGAUUCCCCAUGAGC